AUGUUGUUGUACACCGACAUCAUCACCGACGAUGAGAUGUUCUCUGAUGCCUUCCCCAUCAAGCUCGUCGACGACAUCGUUUUCGAGGUAGACUGCCAGAUGGUCACCAUCAAAAAAGGCGCCGACGUCGACAUCGGCGCCAACCCCUCCGCCGAGGAGCAGGACGAGGGUGUCGAGGACGGACAGGAGACCGUCAACAACGUCGUGCACUCCUUCCGUCUCCAGCAGACAUCGUUCGACAAGAAGUCCUACCUCACCUACCUCAAGGGUUACAUGAAGACCGUCAAGGCGAAGCUGGCCGAGACCAACCCCGAGCGCGUGGAGGCGUUCGAGAAGGGUGCCCAGGCGUUCGCGAAGAAGCUUGUGGCCAACUUCAAGGACUUCGAAUUCUACACCGGUGAAUCGAUGAACCCUGAUGGUAUGAUUGCCCUCCUCAACUACCGCGAGGACGGUGUCACCCCCUAUUUCACUUUCUGGAAGGACGGUUUGAAGGAGGUCAAGCUCUAA
This is a messenger RNA of Gloeophyllum trabeum ATCC 11539, 507 nucleotides long. Its product is annotated as translationally-controlled tumor protein. The transcript is spliced from 5 exons. Gene Ontology annotation, molecular function: calcium ion binding. Gene Ontology annotation, cellular component: cytoplasm. The coding region runs from base 1 to 507 and encodes 168 amino acids. The record is from RefSeq and is a predicted model, not a curated record. NCBI's taxonomy places the organism in Eukaryota, Fungi, Basidiomycota, Agaricomycetes, Gloeophyllales, Gloeophyllaceae.